CCAAGUUGAGUGCGCUCCGCUCCGCGGCUUCAAACAGCGCGCGCUGAGUGAGUGAGAGAGUGCGGGUGAGUGCGCGCGCUGAGUGAGUGAGUGCGGGUGUCGGGGCCGGAGCCCGGGUGCUGCUGCUCUGAGGCGGGACGGUAAAAAGCGGAAAUGCGUGUCGGCAGCGCUUCCCGCGACUCUGAAACAUCCGACAGCUACUUUUACUGCGCUGAGUGAACUGUGAUAGUUGUGUGCGCGGCGCGCGCAGUGAGGCUGAGCCGAGUCCGGAUGGCGGCCGCUCUGCAGGACUACACCGCCCCGUGGUGGACUUACUGGCUGCACACCUUCCCGCACCUUAACUUCCGUUUACAAGCAGUUGACAGCGCCUUUAAACCCGGGGAAGUCAACUACCAGCAGUCUGUGAUCUUUCUGGCCUGCAUAGCAGCUAUAGGCCUGGGCUUGAGCCUGUUGCUGCUGGGCAUCUAUUUAAGUUGCCUGUGCUUCUGGCAUAGGGAAGAGGCCGAGGAGACCAAGAGGCCCGAUACUUGCUGCGUCAUGUGGGCUGCAGUGAUCACGGGUCUGGUCAUAUGUUCUGCAGUGGGAGUGGGUUUCUAUGGAAACAGCGAAACCAACGAUGGCAUCUACCAAAUGACCUAUUCACUCUAUAACACCAAUCACACUUUGGCUGCCAUCAAUGGCCAGGUGGCUGGCUCUUUGAGCAACAUGCGGUUACGGCUAAAGGAGCACCUGGCACGGCUGGAUGAGAUCUUUUCACCUCGGCAGGACUACACCCAGACACUUCGCUUCAUACAACAGAUGGCUGACAAUAUCAUCCGACAGCUCACUGCCCUGCCCAACAUCACCCAGGUCAGACAGGACCUUGUGACAGUUGCUGAUCAGGCCAGCUACAUGGAGUACUACAGAUGGCUGAUGUAUCUCCUGCUGCUGAUUCUAGACCUGGUCAUCUGUCUGGGAUGCUGUUUGGGGCUGGCAAAGCAUUCUCGCUGGUUUCUUAUACUGAUUAUGGUGUUGGGUAUACUGACUCUUAUACUGAGCUGGACAUCACUUGGAGUGGGCACAGCCACUGCAGUGGGUGCCAGUGACUUUUGUGUGGCCCCUGACAAAUUUAUUGUGAAUCAAACAAAGGACUUCCUGAGUGAAGAUGUAACCCAUUACUACCUUUACUGCAGCCAGACUCUCCCCAAUCCUUUUCAGCAGUCACUGACCAUCUUCCAGAGGUCCCUGACGACCAUGCAAAUUCAGGUCCAAGGCUUGCUACAGAUUUCUCUCUCGAUUUUCCCCACUGCUGAGAGAGAUCUGUUAGGUAUUCAAGGCCUCCUGAACACCACAGAAAUCAGCUUGCACCAGCUCACAGCCUUGCUGGACUGCCGCAGUCUGCAUAAGGACUAUCUGGAUGCCCUGGUGGGAUUGUGUUAUGAUGGGGUGGAGGGGCUUCUUUACCUCUGUCUCUUCUCCCUGCUGGCAGCCUGUGCCUACUGUGCUAUGCUGUGCAUCAUUCCCCGAGCGUUUAUCCUCAUAGCCAGCAGGGACAGAAACUACGAUGACAUAGACGAGGAGGACCCAUUUAACCCGCAGUCACAGCGCAUGGCUCCGUACAACACAAGCCGCACAAACAUACACAGCUUCUGCAGCUACAGCAGCAGCCUGGGCAGCCAGAGCAGCCUGCAGCCACCGCCACCAGCCGCCUCCACCGCUCCCCCUCCAGAGUAUAUGAAUCAGUCGAUGCUGUUUGCGGGAAAUCCUCGAUAUGAAAAUGUGCCGCUGAUUGGAAGAGGUUCACCACCGCCCUCGUAUUCACCCAGCAUGAAGACCACCUACCUGUCUAUGACUGAUGCCCAGACGCGACAUUUUGGAAGUGACUACCAGGUGUAACGUGUGAUUGCCUGAACCCUGAAGGAGCCGAAACCAUUCUGGAUGAUAUUUAAAUCAGGUUUUUAUCUCUGUAGAUAAUUUUCUCCCUUCUCUCCUUAUUGAGGAAUUCAAGACCUGCAGUUCAGUGUGUUGAAUGACUCCACAAAGCCUCAAGAGACACUCCAAAUAGUGUGUCCCAACCUCUCCCAAGUGGAGGCCAUCCAGGCUAAUGGUGUACAUCAACCACCGUACAGUGGGGGAAAUAAGUAUUCAACAUGUCAACUAUUUUUCCAUUAAACAUAUUUCCAGUGCAGCUAUUCACAAGAAAUGUUGAGCAGACAUUGAAAUUACUGCAAUAAAACUACAAAGACAAAGAAAUCAUGAUAUUCCAAUCCAUAAAAAGGUUAGGUGCAAUAAAGUGGACUUACACAGGAAAGAUGUUAUUGAACACAGUAACUGACAUUUAUUUCAUAUUUGGUGGAGAAGUCUUUGUUUGCGGUGACAGCUAAAAUAUGCUACGUGUAAGAAGAAAAUAAUCUCUCGCAAUACUCAGGUGGAAUUUUGGCUCAUUCUUCGACACAAACAGCCUUAAAAUGAAAUGGUCAAUCAUGAUCUUCAGUUCAUUCUACAAAUUUUAUAUUGGGUUUAAUUGUGGUGAUCGACUGGGCCGUUCCAGCACCUUUAUUUUCUUCUUAUGGAACCAGUUGGGAGUCUCCGUUGCAGCAUGUUUUGGAUCGUUGUCCUGCUGGAAAGUCCACCCAUGUCUCACCCUCAUCAUCGUAGUGGACAGCAACAGAUUCUUCUCAAGAAUUUUCCAGGACGUGACUCCAUUCAUUUUCUCUUUGAUAAUUUGGAUUUUGCUGGUACCAUGAGAAGAGAAACAGACCCAUACCAUGAUUAUUCCAUCUCUGAACUUUUCUGUAGGUAUAUUAUUUUUAGGGUCAUAUGCCGAGUCAAACAUGGUGCUUUUUUUUUUGUGAACAACUUUUUAUUUGGAAACAUAGUAAGUGACACUGGGCAUAGAAAGAAACUUCCAAAACAUACAUUGUCAAUAGGUGCAGAUGAGAGGAAAAUACACCAGUGAUAGUCGUAAUAAUAUCAUAAAGGAUUACAAAAAUUGUCUCAGAUGAAUAACAAAGCAUUAAACCAUCAAUAGCACUUUGAAAAGGUUGGGGUUUUUGUUGUUGUUGUUUUUUUUUGUCUCAUCUGAGCACACUGCAUUCUCCUCCCAGUAAUCUACAGGCUUCUCCAAAUUUUCUGCAGCAAACUUCAAACAAGUUUCCUGUCAGAAUGGGGAUUGUAGACGGAUGUAAAUGCAGGAAGGUGUUUAUUUACAGGCAAACAGCACAAAUGCUGAGGCAGGAAACGGGUAAGGGUCAUCCGAGGCGCAAACAGAACUUCAGAGGCAAGGCUAAAGGCAGAGUCAAGAAUAAACAAAACAAAGUCAAAACCAGAGUGAGCACAACACUAGUAGGCUUGGUAAACGGAGACACAGGAUACUACACGUGUAUUAGGGUGCAUCAGUUGCCCCCUAAAAAUGAAAAGUUCCUCCGAUCAUGAUGCAUUUUUGUUUUUAUGUUCCUUUUGGUAAGAAAACACACUGGGUGAAAUAUUUUGACAAAAUUCAAAAGUUUAAUGGUGGCACCAGGAGCUCAAAGUUAUGGAAAAAGCUGCUAUUUUAUGACUUUUAUGACAAAAUUUCGAUCACUUUUCAUGAAACAUUAUGGCACCUUAUAGAGUAUACCAGAUAUCUUAGAUACACAUUUUUAGUCCAUAUUCUAAAUAUAUUAUCAAGCACAGUUUGAGUUUUAGCUGUUCAUUGAAUCAUUGUUCAACUACUUUUAAACAAUACACAUGUAUUAUGAAUCACAUUAAUGCUUCUCGAUCCCUUGCAAAGGUUCUUAACAUGAUCUCUGGGUCACAAGAAAUCAAUAAAUGGAGUCCAACAUUGUGAUUCAAACCUUACGCGAAAACAUAAAAUAAGCAUUUUUUGGCAAAAAAUGAACCUCAUGGUGCCACCAUUAGACUUUUGAAUAUGGUCAAAAAAUUUUACAGGAUGUCUUUAUUGGUGAAAAGGAACACCCAAACAAAAAUGCAUCAGAUUUUAUGAAAGUGAGGGCAACUGAUGCACCCUAGCGUGUAUACUUUGCAAAGUGCUAGCAUGUAUGUACGCUGCAAAAAAUGAUAUCUUAGCAAGUGAAAAUAUCUUGAAAAUAGUUGAAACAAUCUAACAUUUCCUAUCAGAAGAUUACAAGACACCAAAUCUGAGAUUAUUAAACUUGGUUCUAGAUUGCAACCAACUUAUUCUGAUGUCUUAUCAAGUAAAAAUAUCUGUCCAUGCAGCAAGAUAAUUUCACUAGUAUUGAGUAAUUUUCUCCUCAAAUUCAGUUUUCAAUUUUUUGCAGUGUAGUCCUUUUAUGCGUGUGCUGAUUGCACUCUACACAGGAACAGGUGCGUCUAAUAAUUAGUUCUUGCCGUGAGCGCGGCAAAUGCACGUGGGUGUGAGCAACCGCUCAAGGUGCACUGAUGUGACACAUCCCUUUUCUUCAGUAAUGGAAUCUUCAGGGGUGAUCGAGAAUGGAGAUAUGGAUGUGGAGUGCAGUGUCAAUUAUUUUCUCUGUGACAGCUUUAUCCGUUGCUUCCAGCUCGUUCUAGAGCUCUUUUUAAAGUGGUCCUUAGCUCUUGGGUUACUCUUCUGACGACCCAAUCGGAUAUUUUAUGACGAGCUCCUGUGCAUGGCCAUUUGAUGGUUGGGUGAUGUUUCUUCCACUUGAAGAUAAUGGUCAUGAUGGUGCUUAUAGGAACAUUUGGGAGUUGAGAAAUCCAUUUGUAACCAGUGCCAUUUCUAUGCCGUUUAACAAUAUUGCUGUGAAGGUCUUGAGAGAGGUCUGUUCCUCGACACAUCAUGAGAUAUUUCUUGCAUGACCGCUUGGUGCCAAAUGGUUUUAGUUGCAUUCAGAGGUGGAGUCCCCUUUUUCAAAGACCGGACAUAUUAACCUACCAACAUGCACUAACUCAGCUGAUUGUAAUUAACACAAGCAGGAGAACUAAUUAGUGCAAUCAGCUGGCUUUCUUACUGUGUUUAAUACUUUUUUCCUCUGUAUCAUUUAAAUAAUAUUGGCUGGCAUUGAGUGGUAUAUCAGAUAUAUUCCAUUCAGCUAGCAUGAUAUUGAACGAGUCGAAGAUGAGUUCAAUAUCAUGCUAGCUGAAUGGAAUAUAUCUGAUGUAUCAUGAAAAAAAGUCAGCCAAUAUUAUUAUCCAUCCAUCCAUUAUCUCUAGCCGCUUUAUCCUGUUCUACAGGGUCGCAGGCAAGCUGGAGCCUAUCCCAGCUGACUAUGGGCGAAAGGCGGGGUACACCCUGGACAAGUUGCCAGGUCAUCACAGGGCUGACACAUAGACACAAACAACCAUUCACACCUACGGUUAAUUUAGAGACACCAAUUAGCCUAACCUGCAUGCCUUUGGACUGUGGGGGAAACCGGAGCACCCGGAGGAAACCCACGUGGACACAGGGAGAACAUGCAAACUCCGCACAGAAAGGCCCUCGUCAGCUGCUGGGCUCGAAUCCAGGACCUUCUUGCUGUGAGGUGACAGUGCUAACCACUACACCACCGUGCCACCCAAAUAUUAUUAUUAUUAUUAUUAUUAUUAUUAUCUCAUCUCAUUAUCUCUAGCCGCUUUAUCCUAUUCGACAGGGUCGCAGGCAAGCUGGAGCCUAUCCCAGCUGACUACGGGCGAAAGGCGGGGUACACUCUGGACAAGUCGCCAGGUCAUCACAGGGCUGACACAUAGACACAGACAACCAUUCACACUCACAUUCACACCUACGGUCAAUUUAGAGUCACCAGUUAACCUAACCUGCAUGUCUUUGGACUGUGGGGGAAACCGGAGCACCCGGAGGAAACCCACACGGACACGGGGAGAACAUGCAAACUCCGCACAGAAAGGCCCUCGCCGGCCACGGGGCUCGAACCCGGACCUUCUUGCUGUGAGGCGACAGCGCUAACCACUACACCACCGUGCCACCCAAAUAUUAUUAUUAUUAUUAUACAUUCCUUUCAGGUGUUCAACGUGUCUUUCUCUUUCAAAAUUCUCUCAAAAUCUUCCAUAUUUAACGAAGCAAACCUGGCAGCCAUAUUUGUUUCCAAAUUGUCACAGUCGCUCGCUAACACAGAAGUUUUACGUCUCCGACGUAUGACAUCAUGUUGUCUUGACAACCAUGCAAUAUCGUAAACCAUAUUCAAUGCUCAUUCUCCACUGGUUAGAGUGACGUAAUACACAUAGGAUAAGCGAUAUGAUAACAAUAUUGCAUGCUGUCAAACCAAAUGAAUGAAACCCACUAGAAGGGAACAGAACACGUUUUUAUUCCAUCGAAAAAGUGUCCUGUAUGUAUAAUAAUCUACUUUAUUGAAUACAACUGUUUUACAGAUUGGAAUAUUAUGAUUUUUUUUCUGCGUAGUUUUAUUGCAUUAAUACCAAUUUCUGAUCAACAUUUUAUGUGAAUACCUGCACUGAAAAUAUGUUUCAUAACAGAAAAGUUGGUGUGUUGAAUACUUAUUUCCUGCACUGUAAAUACAACGUUUUGGUCAGUACAGGAAAAAUAGGCAAACUGUGACGUGUUAAAAAAAAAAGUUAGAUUUUCUACACAAAUGCCACCAUUUCCAUAACAAGCCUUUCAGUUGUUUUUGAUUUUGGUGUGGUGGGAUACAUUCACACAAGAACAAAACUGAGACGAUUACCUGAACAGGAUUCCGCAGCCAGACACACUGGUUGCUGUGCAUUGUAUAAAAUAAAUGGUGCUGCUACCUGUAGAGCUUCUGUAUAUAAUUAUGACAUCUCAAUGCAAUGAAGUUUUACCUCAUCACUGUUUGCAUUCAAACCACUGUUAUGUUUUCAAGCAUCGAGAGCUGUAUUCCAGGACUGUAAACGUGUUGAAAAUUUUGAUUUACUUUAGGCUCAGAUUUGAGAGAACCUCUGUGUUGAAAUAGCUCUGUGUUACUCAGUGCAAGGUCAAGGCUGAAGCAGUAAAUACUUUAGUACAUGUAUGCUGAUGUACUGUGUGAAUAUGAUUGAGCUCCAUGCAUUAGCUUGUUGCUUUUUAUAUAGGCAUUAGUUUUGAAUAAGAUGAUUUAGCCAUCACUCACUGAAUGAUAUGCUGAACAGGAUUGAAAUUGUACUUAUUAUACUGUUAAAGAUAUAUAGCCUGAAUUCCAACAUGGUUCCUUAACGAUGUCUUUAUUCUUAGAAGUUUUUCUAUUGUU
Molecule: messenger RNA, 7115 nt
Organism: Neoarius graeffei (lesser salmon catfish)
Lineage: Eukaryota; Metazoa; Chordata; Actinopteri; Siluriformes; Ariidae
Gene: ttyh2l
Product: tweety homolog 2, like
Exons: 14
Coding region: 271-1875 (534 amino acids)
Cellular component (GO): plasma membrane
Molecular function (GO): intracellularly calcium-gated chloride channel activity; volume-sensitive chloride channel activity
Source: RefSeq, a predicted model, not a curated record